AUGGUCAGUGUCCUCAUGUCCCAUGGUCAGCGUUCUAAUGUCCCAUGGUCAGUGUCCUCAUGUCCCAUGGUCAGUGUCCUCAUGUCCCAUGGUCAGUGUCCUCAUGUCCCAUGGUCAGUGUCCUCAUGUCCCAUGGUCAGUGUCCUCAUGUCCCAUGUGUCCUCAUGUCCCAUGGUCAGUGUCCUCAUGUCCCAUGUCAAUGCCCUCAUGUCCCAUGGUCAGUGUUCUAAUGUCCCAUGGUCAGUGUACUCAUGUCCCAUGGUCAGUGUCCUCAUGUCCCAUGUGUCCUCAUGUCCCAUGGUCAGUGUCCUCAUGUCCCAUGUGUCCUCAUGUCCCAUGGUCAGUGUCCUCAUGUCCCAUGGUCAGUGUCCUCAUGUCCCAUGGUCAGUGUCCUCAUGUCCCAUGGUCAGUGUCCUCAUGUCCCAUGGUCAGCGUUCUAAUGUCCUAUGUGUCCUCAUGUCCCAUGGUCAGUGUCCUCAUGUCCCAUGGUCAGUGUCCUCAUGUCCCAUGGUCAGUGUCCUCAUGUCCCAUGGGCAGUGUUCCUAUGUCCCAUGGUCAGUGUCCUCAUGUCCCAUUGUCAGUGUCCUCAUGUCCCAUGUGUACUCAUGUCCCAUGGUCAGUGUUCUAAUGUCCCAUGGUCAGUGUCCUCAUGUCCCAUGGUCAGUGUCCUCAUGUCCCAUGGUCAGUGUCCUCAUGUCCCAUGGUCAGUGUCCUCAUGUCCCAUGGUUAGUGUCCUCAUGUCCCAUGGUCAGUGUCCUCAUGUCCAAUGUGGAGUGA
Messenger RNA from Knipowitschia caucasica, 777 nucleotides. The record is from the annotation of a GenBank genome assembly. Lineage: Eukaryota; Metazoa; Chordata; Actinopteri; Gobiiformes; Gobiidae.